Messenger RNA from Colletotrichum karsti, 1755 nucleotides. RefSeq names its product major facilitator superfamily transporter. The coding region runs from base 1 to 1755 and encodes 584 amino acids. Gene Ontology annotation, cellular component: membrane. The record is from RefSeq and is a predicted model, not a curated record. Gene Ontology annotation, biological process: transmembrane transport. Lineage: Eukaryota; Fungi; Ascomycota; Sordariomycetes; Glomerellales; Glomerellaceae. The transcript is spliced from 4 exons. Gene Ontology annotation, molecular function: transmembrane transporter activity.
AUGUCGGCACCAAAAGACGACAUCGUCGUCACCCGCGAGGACCGGACCGUACACAACAAGCCAGGAAACGAGGCAACCGAGACGACGUCGCUUCUGAGCGCGGGCGCAUCAGGCAGCGAAAACUCGUGCGAGGACACAUGGCCUGGCUACGCGGAUUUUGAGGGCUUGCCGUGGUGGAAGACGCCGUCCGUUUACUGGCUUCUCAUCCCAUAUGCCCUGUUCACGCUCGCCUUUGGAGGCUCCCUCGUGCCCAAGCUGAAUCUAAUCGUGGAUUUGGUAUGCCAGAGGCAUUUCGCAGAUCAGACCGUCCUGGACCCGGCGUUUGCGUACACGCCCGUGGUAUUAGGUGCGGACAAUCCGCAAUGCUUCAUCCCGGAAGUGAAGAAGCGCGUGUCCAUGUUCACCUUGGCCAUCAACCUGACUACCGGAAUCCUGUCCGCAAUCACGGCGCCUAAGCUGGGUCACUUGUCGGACAGGUACGGCCGCACAAAGCUACUGGCCCUGGCAUCUGUCGGCGGCGUCGUCGCCGAGCUGGCCGUCAUUCUCUGCGCCAACUUUCCCUGGACUUUUCACUACAACUGGCUACUCGUCGGUGCCGUUGGCGAUGGACUCACCGGAUCAUUCACCGCCGGCAGCGUCCUGAUCAACUCGUACACCAGCGACUGCACCCCGCCAUCCAAACGCGGCGUGCGCAUCGGAUAUCUUCACGCUUGCCUCUUCACCGGUCUGGCCUUCGGACCGCUCCUGGCCGGCUACUUUGUCACAUGGACGGGCAGCUUGCUCUCGGUGUUUUACGUCACGAUGUGCUGCCACAUUGCCUUCAUCAUCUUUGUCGGCCUCGUCGUGCCCGAGUCCCUCAGCACCAAGCGCCAGCUGCGCGCUCGUGAAAAGCACGACAGGGAGCAGGAGGUUCUGGCUGACGACAAGUCGAAGUGGGCAUACAUCAAAGCAAACAACCCCCUGGCGCCGCUAAGGGUGCUCUAUCCCAAGGGUCCUGGCGCGUCGUCUAGAUUGCGAUUGAACCUGCUCGCCCUCUCGUUCACAGACAUGAUCCUCCUCGGUGCGGCUAUGAGCGUCGGCACGGUUCUUCUGCUGUACUCGGAGUCUCCCGAGACAUGGGGCUGGGGCACCUUGGAAAGCUCGCGCUUCAUCUCGGCCAUUUCGUUGGUUCGUGUUCUCGCGCUGCUUGUCGUCUUGCCGUUCAUCAACUACGUCUUCCGCGUCCGACCUGCCGCGUACCGUCGGAGGGUCUCGGGCGUGUCGAUUGUGGAGUCCAACAACGGCGCCGAUGUCGUCGACACCUGGAUCCUCCGGUUCGCAUUGUUGUCCGACGUCACCGGCUCCCUGGGAUACCUGUUUGCGAGGUCCGAGGCGGUCUUUGUGGUGUCGGGCAUGGUCACCGCCUUUGGCGGUCUCGGUAGCGCCACGAUCCAGGCCGCCAUCACGAAGCACGUCCCCGCCGACCAGGUCGGGCAGCUGCUCGGCGCGAUUGGCGUUUUGCACUCGCUGUCGAGGGUCCUCGGUCCCAUUGCGUUCAACACGCUGUAUUACUCGACGGUUGGCACGUUCGACCAGGCCAUCUUCGUGCUCCUCUCGGCCCUAUUCGGGUUGGCGCUGGUGGCCAGCUUCAUGGUCAAGCCGCAUGUUUUCCUCGAGGAUACAUAUGAGCCGGUCAGCACCUCGCCGGAACCCAACACGAGCACCGAGACUCUUGCCGAAGCAGCGCUGGAGGAUGAGUUGAUACCCAACAACUGA